GCUUCCGAGCCAGGCUGACUUUUUAUUAAAGCUGAUUGUUUGACGUGGGAAUGUUGCUCGCGAUAGUGCUAGCACACAUUUAGCGGUUACAAAUACCAGUUGUGUGUCGGUGUUGCUCUUGGACUGGAAAGUGGCCCCAAAAUGCACCUUUGACAGCUCGGCUUCUUCCCGUCGAGACGCUGAUUGGACAUUCUAGUUAAGACUCCAGUCUUCGUCAAGGGGCUGCUCCGAUAUGACGAAGAGAAGUUUGUCUCUUCAGCUUGUUAAAAGAGGUUAGGUAAAGAUGAACAUUCCCGUUCCGAAAUGUGAUGACAGGAUGCUGAACCAUCACUGCAGAAGGAACCCUGAGCUGCACGAGGAGCUGCAGAUCCAGGCUGCGGUGGUGGCAGGCGAUGUCUUCACCGUCAGGAGGAUGCUGGAGCGAGGAUACUCACCAAAGAUCCGCGAUGCCAACGGCUGGACUUUGCUGCACUUCUCUGCCGCCAAAGCAAAAGAGAGAUGUGUGCGCGUCUUUCUGGAGCAUGGAGCCGACCCCACCGUGAAGGACUUCAUCGGGGGCUUCACGGCGCUGCACUACGCCGCCAUGCACGGCCGCGCGCGCAUCGCCCGCCUCAUGCUGGAGUCCGACUUCUGCAGCGACAUCAUCAACGCCAAGAGCAACGACGGCUGGACGCCGCUGCACGUGGCGGCCCACUACGGCCGAGACUCGUUUGUGCGGCUCCUGCUGGAGUUCAGGGCCGAGGUGGACCCGCUGAGCGACAAGGGGACCACGCCGCUGCAGCUGGCCAUCAUCCGCGAGCGCUCCAGCUGCGUGCGCAUCCUCCUGGACCACAGCGCCAACAUUGACAUUCAAAAGGGCUUCCUGCUGCGCUACGCCGUCAUCAAGGGCAACCACUCCUACUGCCGUAUGUUCCUGCAGCGGGGGGCCGACACCAACCUGGGACGUCUGGAGGACGGCCAGACCCCCCUGCACCUGUCGGCGCUCCGUGACGACGUCCUGUGUGCGCAGAUGCUCUACACCUACGGCGCCGACACAAACACCAGGAACUACGAGGGACAGACGCCUGCCGCCGUCUCUGUCAGCUUGUCCCGACACAGCCGCCCGUGUCUGGACUUCCUGCAGGACGUCACCAGGCGGCCCAGGAGCCUGCAGGACUUGUGUCGCAUCAAAAUCCGCCAGUGCAUCGGCCUGCAGAGCCUCAGCCUGCUGGAGGAGCUGCCCAUCGCCAAGGUCAUGAAGGACUAUCUCAAACACAAGUUCUAGCGCACCGCGCACGCCCCCGCCCCCAGACGCCGCACACGCAAGGAGGAAGUAGAAGAGGGCGAGGAGGAAGGGGUAGGACCUGCACAACAACUGUGCUCGUGGUCUCUGCUGAAGGUUAGUUGGUUCUGUGCGUUCCCGCUUUGCUCUCCAUGUCAGAACCUUUUGCUGGCUCAGCUGCCUGCCUGCCUGCUUGCGGGUGGGUGGGUGGGGGCGGAGCCUCAAGCCAUCUUCCCUCUUCCUGACUGCCAAGGCGACGAGUUAUGAUGUGCUGCAGCCUUGACGCGGCAGUCUGCCACAUGGCCGUGCACGUGGCGAGCGCACGUCUCCUGGGUGACGCGGACGUCUGCGUGUAAAUAUGUCUGAUGAUAUUUUUGUACAAUUUAUUUAAACUUUCUGCGUGUGUGUGUGUGUGUGUUUUAUGUGUGUGCGCACGUGCGCGCUCACUCACCAUUCCUCCUGAUAAAACUGUGAAUUUCACAAUAAAAUGUCACAGGAAGUAACUUGUUGUGUUAGCACGCACGCACACAGACUUCCUGUCUUACACUUUGCGCUUCCAGCAUCCCAGAAUAUGCACCUCUCUGUCACCACGGCAAUGUGUGCGCGUGUGUGUGGCGCCCCCUGCAGGAUUGUUUUGUUUGCCAAGGUGCUCCGUCCGGUCUGCGUCUAACACGGGGGUGUCCCAAGCGCAGCCCGGGGGCCAUGUUGCCAUGGAGCUUGUGUUUUACUGGCCCUUGCCGUGUUGUAAACAUCAAAUGACUUCACUAUUAAAGAAUAUCUUAUUUAAAGAGGACGUGAAUAAGGACUUCUUUGUCACCUCUAAUAUAAAAGCCAAGAUGUGGAUGUGUUGUUGAGCAUAUGUUCACCUGCGUCGGAUUGCUUUU
Molecule: messenger RNA, 2145 nt
Organism: Dunckerocampus dactyliophorus (ringed pipefish)
Lineage: Eukaryota; Metazoa; Chordata; Actinopteri; Syngnathiformes; Syngnathidae
Gene: asb7
Product: ankyrin repeat and SOCS box containing 7
Exons: 5
Coding region: 284-1264 (326 amino acids)
Biological process (GO): intracellular signal transduction
Molecular function (GO): protein binding
Source: RefSeq, a predicted model, not a curated record